CGCAAUUUCGCAUCGAGAGAGAAACCUAAAACCCUGCCCUCCCGAUGGCGGCGGCGAACGGCGGCGCCUCUCGGCGCUCGCGGCCGAACAUGCUGGUGACGGGUACGCCGGGCACGGGGAAGACGACGACGUGCUCCCUCCUCUCCGAAGCCGCGGGCCUCCGCCACGUCAACAUCGGCGACCUCGUCCGCGAGAAGAGCCUCCACGACGGCUGGGACGACGACCUCGAGUGCCACGUCAUCAACGAGGACUUGGUCUGCGACGAGCUUGAGGACAUGAUGGAAGAAGGUGGUAUUCUGGUAGAUUACCACGGAUGUGAUUUCUUUCCAGAGCGUUGGUUUGACCUAGUAGUUGUGCUCCAGACUGAUAACUCAAUUCUGCAUGAUCGCUUGACCAGCAGAGGCUAUACGGGUUCCAAGCUCUCAAACAACAUAGAGUGCGAGAUCUUCCAAGUGCUCCUGGAGGAGGCGAGGGAGAGCUACAAAGAGGACAUUGUGAUGCCCUUGCGAAGCGACAACGUGGAGGAUAUUAGUAGGAACGUAGGUACAUUGACAGACUGGGUAAAUAACUGGAGAUCAUCCUGUUGAGCUAGUUGGCCUGUUAAACCUAUAUGUUGCCGUAGGGGUAGUACCUACACCACCCCCCCCCCCCCCCCCCCCC
Molecule: messenger RNA, 660 nt
Organism: Panicum hallii
Lineage: Eukaryota; Viridiplantae; Streptophyta; Magnoliopsida; Poales; Poaceae
Product: adenylate kinase isoenzyme 6 homolog
Exons: 3
Coding region: 45-587 (180 amino acids)
Cellular component (GO): cytoplasm; nucleus
Molecular function (GO): ATP binding; ATP hydrolysis activity; AMP kinase activity
Source: RefSeq, a predicted model, not a curated record